CAAAGUUUCCAUUGUUUGCGUUGGCUCAGUCGAGCGCUGACACCGAGCCGGUACUGCGACGGUAGCGUAUAUAUCGAUAUACAUAACAUAAUAUAUACAGCAAAACGCGCGACCAGGACUUCCGAACGUAUACCCUCAGUUUUUAAUUGCCUUCCCUCAAACGUGCCUCAACGAUCUCAACACUUGAGAUCAACUUUUCAAAUUACUUGUCGAAAGUACUUGCCACGAUGAUGGACUCGGCAACGGAACGCGAUGAUACAUCGCCGAACAGCGAUAACUAUGGCGCGGACCCUUUUGAUCACAGACGUAAAUCGCAGUUCAAAGUAUCGAAUGGAUUUUGCCAUCUUGUCUCUGACAAUCCGAACCCCCAGUCUGACGCAUUUUGGAAUCACGCCCCGCAUUCUAGGCAGCAAGCGAAUUUAGCUUCUUCCGAAAACGAGUCGAAAAUUGAAGAACAAGACGAAGCUGUCGCUGACACGAUGGAGACCCUUCGCAACUAUUUAACUUUUGAAGCUUAUCCGAGAAAUCAGAAAACAAAAUUAGUUAAAAUUAUAUAUUACAUCGAGGACGAUUCAAUGAUGGUUUGCGAUGAAGCUGAUUCUGGAAAUAUUAUCGUCAAAAAACAGCGAGUGUUGAUGCCAUCCGGAGACGGUUUUUACAAAUUAGCCGAUUUCAACGUAUCCAGGAAUAUUGAAAUAAACCAGACAGUCUAUCACAUCUACAGCUGUGACGAUUUUACUCGCGAAUACCUCACGAAUCACGGGGUCAACGUGAAUGUUGCCGAAGAGCAAAUCAUUGAAGAUGAAAUUGGACAUAGGCAUAAGGAGAAAAAUUCUUCUUUGAUGACCGACCACCAGCAAAGAAUUCACGAUUAUGAAGACAAAACCCUUACCUUCGAUGCCAAGUGGGAAGAUAAAUUGUACAAAAUUCGAUAUUUCUUGAAUAAUCAUACUGUAUCGAUAGCCGCCGUCGGCAAGGGGGAACGAGGGUUACUGCUUCACAAGUCGAGAGUACCGAGGAAGGAAGUUGACAAACCCAAUGCGUAUUUUCAAAGUUCGGCCGGGGGAGAUCGAAGUUAUCUAUGUCCUACUGAUUUCAAGGUGGGAGAGACAGUUGAAAUUUUCAGUCGUCAGUUUUAUAUAUUUGAUUGCGACCAGUUUACUCAACGUUUUUACAAAGAUAUGAACAAUGUUGACCAACCACAAAGAAUCGAUCAAGAAGAUUAUGCUGAUUCACCCGGUCAACGCGAUGGCGAGGAUACCGUCAAAUUGACUCACUGUGAUGAAAAAGCUUUGGAUAGUCAACUAUACCAUUUUCCAAAAGUACUUCGCUACUCUUUAGUUAUGGACCACAAUAAUCCCGAGGGCCGCGAUCGUGAUUUCGUGCUUGAAUACAAUACGGCCGAUGGUUGUAUGCGAAUCAACGAAGUUGAUAAGAAAAAUUCUGGAAGAAGAGGUGGUUGUUUCUUGGGAUGGAACAAAGUUCCUAAACCUGAUGAUAAAGAACAUUUUUACGGGACGGAAGAUUUCCUGAUUGGGGAGAGAUUGAAUGUUUUUGGUCAUCAUUUUAUCAUAGCCGGCACGGAAAUGUUCGUUUGGAAUUAUAUGCGUUUCAACAAGGAGGCCUUCAGCGAUAAAGUAAGAGAAAACAUAAAAGCCUGGGCCGUAAACGAAGGCUUGAUCGACGAGCUAGUCGAUGAAAAGAUUUAUGAUACGAAUGAAUGAUGAAGGCAAAUUGUUACGAGUUCUUACAAGUUUUUUCUUCAAAUUAGACGCAAGUUGAUGGUAAACUAGAAGUAAGAAAACCAUACAUUUAAAAAUUUACUUUAAUAACUGCCAUUGCAGUUGUUCAUUUUAUGCACCAAGUAUAGAAAAUAAAUAAUGUGAAAAAAUCGAC
Trichogramma pretiosum is the source of this 1896-nucleotide messenger RNA. RefSeq names its product EF-hand domain-containing protein 1-like. Lineage: Eukaryota; Metazoa; Arthropoda; Insecta; Hymenoptera; Trichogrammatidae. The transcript is spliced from 5 exons. The coding region runs from base 228 to 1724 and encodes 498 amino acids. The record is from RefSeq and is a predicted model, not a curated record.